Morone saxatilis (striped sea-bass) is the source of this 857-nucleotide messenger RNA. RefSeq names its product ELL associated factor 2 (gene eaf2). The coding region runs from base 99 to 857 and encodes 252 amino acids. Gene Ontology annotation, molecular function: transcription elongation factor activity. Gene Ontology annotation, biological process: regulation of transcription elongation by RNA polymerase II; positive regulation of DNA-templated transcription. Lineage: Eukaryota; Metazoa; Chordata; Actinopteri; Moronidae. The transcript has 5 exons. Gene Ontology annotation, cellular component: super elongation complex. The record is from RefSeq and is a predicted model, not a curated record.
AGGCGGCACUUAACGGUACCAAUGAGGCGUUCAGGGCUCUGCCAUACAUGGUUAUCGGAUGAAAAGGAACAGCAGAAAGUUUACAUGAAACAAUCAGAAUGAAUGGGACAGCUUAUUCCAACUUUGACAAUCAAGAACAUGUCCUGAAAUUGGGAGAGACGUUUGAGAAACGCCCUAAAAGUGCCUACCAUACAGUGCGAUAUGACUUCAAACCAGCCUCCAUUGAUACAACGUGUGAAGGGGAGCUUGAAGUGGGCAAAGGAGAGCAAGUCACUAUUACUUUACCCAAUUUAGAGGGCUCAAGCGCUCCAGUAACAGUCUUCAAGGGAUCCAAGAGGCCGUACAUGAAAGAGUGCAUCCUCAUUGUGAACCAUGACACAGGAGAGUACAGACUGGAAAAACUCAACAGCAAUAUAGCUGUGAAGAAGACCAGGGCUGAAGGCAGCAGUAAGAUCCAUUCUCGCCUGGAACAGCAGACCAGUCGCCUCAGCCAACAGAUGAGGAGUAACAACGGCAGCAGCAGUAACAAGACCUCAGCCAGCUCCAAGAGUUCCCCUCCCAAAGAGAAGACAUCCCCGGCCCCGGCAUCCCCCAUGGACGACAUCGAGAGAGAGUUGAUGGCAGAGGCGCGGGUCAUGGACCAGCUGAGCAGCGGCGACAGCUCCUCAGACUCCAACAGCUCCUCGUCCUCUAGCAGCGAUGACAGCUCCAGCAGCAGCGACUCCGAGGACGAACGGACUGCUGCGCCACCCUCCGCCCCGGCCAACCACAGCAUGCCUAUCAUCACCACCAGCACCACCACCACCAGUCGCCACCAGGAGAGUGGAGGAGGACUCAUGAACACACUCAGUGAGUAG